Molecule: messenger RNA, 6678 nt
Organism: Thunnus maccoyii (southern bluefin tuna)
Lineage: Eukaryota; Metazoa; Chordata; Actinopteri; Scombriformes; Scombridae
Gene: rasgrf2b
Product: Ras protein-specific guanine nucleotide-releasing factor 2b
Exons: 29
Coding region: 370-4269 (1299 amino acids)
Biological process (GO): Ras protein signal transduction; positive regulation of GTPase activity
Cellular component (GO): plasma membrane
Molecular function (GO): guanyl-nucleotide exchange factor activity; protein binding
Source: RefSeq, a predicted model, not a curated record
GCCGAUUACAGCUUAACGGGUCUGUGAUCGUGUCACUGUCUGUCCACUUGAGGGUUUUCCCCUCUGUGAGCGACACGCCACUCGCUUUCUCCUGCUUGUUAGUUGGUGUUUACCAAUAGAAGUGCGAGUUUUUGGUGAGCAGCAUGGAUUUACUGUAGUGCUUUUGGCACUCGGACAUCUUUACUAUGAGUUCCUCUGCCGAAGCGCUUCCGCCAGCGGGGCAACUUUUCCGUGCGCAGCGGUGCCGCUGAGCCGCGCGUCUCUCGGUGGGAAAGUUUACACGCAUUCCCCGGUGAAGAUGGGCUCGCAGUGAAAGACGCUGUGGUGGUUGUCCCACUUUUUCCUCUCUCUUCUAAACCGUUCGACAAAAUGCAGAAGAGCGUCCGUUACAACGAAGGGCACGCGCUGUUUUUGUCGGCGGUCGCGCGUAAAGAGGGAACCAAACGCGGCUACCUGAGCAAGAAGACGGCGGAGAACAGCCGAUGGCACGAGAAGUUCUUCGCCCUCUACCAGAAUAUACUGUUCUACUUCGAGAAUGAGCAAAGCGCGCGACCUGCCGGGAUUUACCUGUUGGAAGGAUGCACCUGCGAGCGCGCGCCGGCGCCCAAGAUGUCCACCACUGGGAAGGAAGCGCUGGAGAAACAGCACUACUUCCUCAUUGUGUUCGGUCAUGAUGGACAGAAGCCUCUGGAGCUGCGGACAGAGGAGGAGAGCGAGUGCGACGAAUGGGUGGAGGCCAUCCAGCAGGCCAGUUACUCUGACAUCAUCAUUGAACGAGAGGUUCUGAUGCAGAAAUACAUCCACCUUGUACAGAUAGUGGAGACUGAGAAGGUGGCUGCCAAUCAGCUGCGCACCCAGCUAGAGGAUCAGGACACAGAAAUUGAGAGGCUGAAAGCAGAGAUUAUAGCUCUGAACAAAACUAAGGAGCGAAUGCGGCCUUACCAUGUCAACCAUGAAAAUGAAGACCCGGAUAUUAAAAAGAUCAAAAAGGUGCAGAGUUUCAUGCGAGGCUGGCUCUGUCGGAGGAAGUGGAAGAUUAUUGUCCAGGACUACAUCUGCUCUCCACACGCUGAGAGCAUGAGGAAGAGGAACCAGAUCGUCUUCAACAUGGUGGAAGCAGAGACAGAGUACGUCCAUCAGCUCUACAUCCUGGUCAACUGUUUCCUCAGACCUCUGAGGAUGGCUGCCAGCUCCAAGAAACCCCCCAUCAGCCAUGAUGAUGUCAGCAGCAUUUUCCUCAACAGUGAGACCAUCAUGUUCCUGCAUGAGAUUUUCCACCAAGGCUUAAAGGCGAGGAUAGCCAACUGGCCUACUCUGGUGCUGGCUGACCUAUUUGACAUCCUGCUGCCCAUGCUCAACAUCUAUCAGGAGUUUGUGAGAAACCAUCAGUACAGCCUGCAAGUUUUGGCCAACUGCAAGCAGAACAGAGACUUUGACAAGCUGCUGAAACAGUACGAGUCCAACGCCGCCUGUGAGGGAAGGAUGCUGGAGACCUUCCUCACAUACCCCAUGUUCCAGAUUCCCCGCUACAUCAUCACUUUGCAUGAGUUACUGGCACACACGCCUCAUGAGCAUGUGGAGCGCAAGAGUCUUGAAUUUGCAAAGUCCAAAUUAGAGGAACUGUCCAGAGUAAUGCAUGAUGAGGUGAGUGACACAGAGAACAUUCGGAAGAAUCUGGCCAUCGAGAGGAUGAUAGUGGAAGGUUGUGAUAUCCUGCUGGACACCAGCCAGACCUUCGUCAGGCAGGGCUCUCUGAUCCAGUUGCCGUCGGUGGAGCGAGGGAAGCUGAGUAAGGUCCGUCUGGGCUCCCUCUCUCUGAAGAAGGAAGGGGAAAGGCAGUGUUUCCUCUUCACCAAACACUUCCUUGUCUGCACACGCAGCUCUGGAGGAAAACUGCACCUUCUAAAGCAAGGUGGAGUUUUGUCCCUCAUUGAAUGCACGCUCAUAGAGGAACCAGAUGCCAGUGACGAGGAGUCUAAAGCUGGCGGUCAGGUUUUUGGUCAGCUGGACUUCAAGCUUGUAGUGGAGCCAUCAGACUCACCUUCAUUCACUGUGGUGUUACUGGCACCAUCGCGGCAGGAGAAGGCUGCAUGGACCAGUGAUAUCAGCCAGUGUAUAGAUAAUAUCCGCUGUAAUGGCUUGAUGACCAGUGUAUUUGAGGAGAACUCUAAAGUCACCGUGCCUCAUAUGAUCAAAUCCGAUGUGCGUCUCCAUAAAGAUGAUGUUGACAUUUGCUUCAGCAAGACGCUGAACUCCUGCAAGGUCCCCCAGAUCCGCUACGCCAGCGUGGAACGCCUGCUGGAGAGGCUGACCGACCUGCGCUUCCUUUCCAUAGACUUCCUCAACACCUUCCUGCACACAUACAGGAUCUUCACCACGGCAACGGUAGUCAUGGACAAACUGGCCGACAUCUACAAGAAGCCCUUCUCUUCUAUUCCUAUCAGGGCACAGUACCACUCAUAUGACCGUCUGUCCAUCUCAUCCAUCUGUCCUGACUACAGUCUGAAGAUCAAGAAGAUAGCCAUGGAUCAGUCCAAGUCCUUGGAGCUGUUCUUUGCUACGAAUCAGAAUAACAGGGGUGGUGAGCACAUAAACGACAAAUCUCCUCGUCUCUGCCGCAAGUUCUCCUCUCCCCCUCCUCUUUCCAUCCCGUCCCGCACCUCCUCACCUGUCCGAACACGAAAGCUUUCUCUCCACUCACCCAUCACGGCCAGGGUUGGGGGACUCGACCUAACCAGUCCUCUUUCCAACUCUAGCGUAAAUCACAACACUUCCCAGUCUGCUGCCAGUAGCCCCACAUCUGCACACACCCCCCAAACCCCAACAUCUCAGACCCCAACCCCGACGACAUCUUCUCCUCCUCCCUCCUCCACCUCCCCCCCGCCCAACAAUUCCAAAUCACCACAGGACCAAAAUCCUCCCAUUCCCUCAUCCCCGGACCAGAGUCCCUACCAGGCUGCAGAGGGUGAGGAGCUGCCGAGGAUCGACCCCUUCUGUGGCAAACUGAGACGAAGCAUCCGCAGAGCUGUGCUGGAGUCAGUGUCACUGGAGAAAAUCAUCCCAGAAUCUCCUCAGAGCAGUGAAGCAGGUGACAUGUCACCAUGUCGCUCCCCUUCCACACCUCGACACCUCCGCUACAGACAGCCUGGAGUCCAGUCAGGGGAGAACUCCCGCUGCUCAGUCUCUCCUGCUUCAGCCUUUGCUAUUGCCACAGCAGCAGCAGGACACGGUACACCACCAGUGUUCACAAACUCUGAAAGAACUUGUGAUAAAGAGUUCAUCAUCCGCCGAGCUGCAACUAACAGAGUUCUCAACGUACUGCGGCACUGGGUCUCCAAACACUCACAGGAUUUUGAGAUGAAUGGGGAGCUGAAGAUGUCAGUGAUCUGUCUCCUGGAGGAAGUGCUCAGAGAUCCAGACCUUCUGCCUCAAGAGAGAAAAGCUACUGCCAACAUACUAAGUGCCCUUUCUCAAGACGAGCAGGAUGAUGCCCAGCUGAGGAUAGAGGACAUCUUACAGAUGGCGGACUGUCCGAAGGCGGAGUGUUUUGAGUCUCUCUCAGCAAUGGAGCUGGCUGAACAAAUCACUCUGCUGGAUCACAUUGUCUUCAGGAGCAUUCCUUAUGAAGAGUUCCUGGGCCAGGGCUGGAUGAAGGUUGAUAAGACAGAAAGGACGCCAUACAUCAUGAAAACGAGUCAACACUUCAAUGAUAUGAGUAACCUGGUGGCGUCACAGAUUAUGACCCACACCGAUGUAGGCUCGAGGGCCAGCUCCAUAGAGAAGUGGGUGGCAGUGGCUGAUAUCUGCCGCUGUCUCAACAACUACAACGGCGUACUGGAGAUCACAUCCGCGCUCAAUCGCAGUGCCAUCUAUCGUUUAAAGAAGACCUGGGCUAAAAUCAGCAAACAGACUAAAGCCCUGAUGGAUAAACUGCAGAAAACCGUGUCCUCUGAGGGAAGGUUCAAAAAUCUGAGGGAGACCCUGAAAAACUGCAACCCUCCAUGUGUGCCAUACCUGGGAAUGUACCUGACAGACCUGGCCUUUAUUGAGGAGGGAACACCCAAUUUCACAGAGGAAGGUCUUGUCAACUUCUCCAAAAUGAGGAUGAUUUCCCACAUCAUCAGAGAGAUCCGACAGUUCCAGCAGACGCCCUACAGAAUAGAGCAUCAACCCAAGGUGACCCAGUACCUUCUGGACAAGACACUGAUCAUGGAUGAAGACACACUCUAUGAUCUCUCUCUGAAGAUCGAGCCCAGGCUUCCUGCCUGAGUGGCCGCUGUUUGUGGCCAGUGGGAGCCUGCCAAACCUGGACCCCCAAGGGCAACACGCCCACGCAAUCUCAAUCAAUCAAUCAAGAGGAAAUCAGGAAGUUUUCGGAGAAACGUGGAAGCAGAAAUAAGAGGGAGACCGAUUGACAAGACAGAAAGGUCUUGAGAGUCAACUUUGAGAAGGGUUGAGCAAGCGACUGGCGGAGCGUGAAAAGGGGACAAGGUGUUGAAUUGAUUGUGUUCAAGGAGAACAAGAAGAAAAGGUUUUGGUUGCAUUGUAUGAGAGUUUUGAGGAAAUGACAUGUCGCUGUGUGUGCUCAUCAUUUCUCAGUCAGAGAGUGUGGUGCACAUAACAUCACACUUCAUCAGACAGCCUGAGAGUACAGGAAAGGCUGAAAGCAUGGAGUGAAUGGAUAAAAUACCGUGGAUAUAAUAGAGAUGUAGCAUAUACAGAUAGUGUGACAGAGAGAUGUCUGAGAUAGUGUCUCUGUGCUGUUGUCUGUGUUCUGUUGCUUGUGCAUUUCCGUGCCAUGUCCUGAAGCAAGAGCCCCAAAAAAACGCUUUCUGUCACGAUGGUCACUGCAUAAAUUUGCAUGAUUUCUGCUUGGGAUGUAACUGUCUAAAUGGCCUUCAACCUGACCCCUGACCCUCAGCUUAGCAUGCCUCGCUCUUACCAGAGUGACUCUCUAAGCCACUAUGCAUCUUCAGCGGGCUGGGUAUGGCAAAACGCCUUCAAGCCUUCACAUAUAAUGUAGAAAGACACAAAAAUGAAACACUUAAAUGAUCAUUUAAAAUGAGAAAUCUAAUAUUUUGAGAUAGUGAAUUAAUACUGUAUUUAUCCUCAGACGGUCUCUGCCUAAAAGCUACUCAUGAGAAUGGACAGCUCCCUUUUUUUGAAAUGUCCAUAUGAAUGAUAAAGUAAAAACCUUAUUGGUGCCUUCCAGUAGUGUAGGUCAAAUCCCCACAUUUGCCAAUCCACAAGCAUAAAGUUGAAGAUUUAUAUAUAGAAAAUCCUGCUUGAACUGUUUUAAGAUUUGCUUUAAAAAAUGGAUUGUAGUUCUACUCAUUCAACUUCCUUUUUUUCCAGAAAAUAGGUAAUGUAGGCUAAACCGUAGCAUGUUAGUGUAAUCACAGUAAAAGCAUUGCAGCAAUUGAUCGUCAGCAAAUAUCUCCCUCUAGUGUUUAAACAUUGUUAUAACCUCUGCUGCCCCGAAGCUUUUUCAGCAUCUGUGUGCAGUUAGAUUUUUUGGCUUUGACAAACUGUCAGGUACUGAUGUGUGUAGUCAGUUCCCAGUGUGUAACUCUUAGAUGUAGGCUGGGACAGUUUUUGCACUCUCUGAGAUGUAGCUUCGCUUGAGUGACAGUAUGAUCGUUCUUUACCAUGCUAUUUAUUUCAUCAGAUACUGUAUUUAUGUUAUUUUUGUAUAUAGUGACUCCACACAUAUCAUAUGGUUGCUGAAAAGAAAUUUUUUGAAUUGUUAUGCUGUGAAUAUUGAUUCGUUGACUUGUUUUUUGUCUCUCUUGCUCUUUAUGUUGAAUUCUAGUUUUGCAUCCCAGGCUCUUGUAUUGCGAGAAAUCUGUUUAAACUUUAUUCUAAAAAAAAAAGAUUUGUCUCUUAAAGGUUAAAAAAAUGUAGCAUUUGAAUAAUCACAAAUUGUUUUCCGUAUUGCUGAUAUAAUGAACAUAGUUGCCCUGCAUGCACACAACAGCUGCAUGUUGUGCACGUCUGACUGGACGCUCCCUGUACCUUCUCCCUCUGCUUCUCUAUAGUACUUUUGUCUCUGUAGCUGUCAACCGGCUCUGUUAUAAGGCAUAAAAACAAUAUUUUGUCCAUCAACUGGCACGUUUGUCUGUUAGUGUACCUCACAAAGUUAGGCAUAGUCUUGAGGCUAUGUCAUCUGCAGGACAGACCUGCCAACUCUCCUGUUUUUCCUGGGUUUCUCCCGCAUUUCAAGGCCAUCUCCCAGUGCCCUCCCAUUUUGUUUUUUCUCCCGGGAAACUCCUUUAAUUUGCAUGGCCCUUAAACUUUAUUAUGAAUAAUUGUCAUACAUGGAUCUAUAAGUUUUGUAUGUCUGUCUGACGUUACCCAAGUUGCCAGAUCAGAUGUCGGCAGGUAUGUGCAGUAGCAGUGUUGGAGGUCAUCUGCAGAAAACUUUCUUCAUAGAACAACCUUGUUCCACUAAUUGGAGGAAAUGUUUUCAUGCUUUGUUUUUUUUGGGAAAACUUGUCCUUUGCACUGCGUUUGUAAUUCUGAGUGCCAGUUUUACAUACUGGUUUGAGACUACAGUACAGGAUGCUAUGUUUGUUUGCAUUGUGAUUUUUCUUUUGUGUGUAUGUUUGUUUGUGUGUUUAUUUAUUUGUUUGCAUUUUUCACUUGUAGGUGCAGGGGAAAUAAAUUCAACAUGCCUUA